AUGUCUACCUUGCCUGAAAGUUUAAAUAAUUAAUUGGAAAAGCAGUAAAGUCAAAAUUAAACAAAGUAAAGCGUUAGAUUUAGCAAGGUAGAAAUUUUGGAUUAGAAAUAGCCUGACAAGCAGCGAAUGUCUCGAUAAGAAUCCAUUCAAAGUGUAAAUGGAAACAACUCUACUAGUAAUAAUUCAAGAGCUUCAAAUAUUCCAAGAAAAAGUAGCCUUGGAAGAAAGUCUUCUUAAAAAAAGUCAAAUGUAGAUUUAAAGUUUGAUGCAGUAAGAGAGGAAUCAAGCAGCGAUACAUCAUCCAUGACUAGCGAAAGUGAAGACGAUUCUACAAAGAAGAGAUCAUAGAAAAAUAGCAUUAAAAGUGCGAAUGAUGCAUUGAAUGACAAAAGCAGAAGAGAGACCUCUUAUAAUGAUUUCUAUUAGAUACAAGAAGAACCCCCAUCUAAAGAGUAAACUAUAUCUGACAGUAUGAGUAAAUAGUAAGAUGAAGAGGAUUCGCAUAGUCAAAAUGAAGAUGAAGAAAAUGAAAUGGACUUCUAAGAUGAAAAUAAUGGAGAUGAAUCUACUUAAGAAAAUCAAAAUGAAGAUAAUAAGAAUCGAAAGUAGAAAGCAUCUUUGAGAUUUAGUAAAUUGCUUUCGCAACAAGAUGAUGUAGCAUAAUUGCUUGAGGUAGUUCAAAAGCAACAAAAUGAUCUAAUGGAAUACUUUACACUGAAAAGGAAGCAAUCGGAGGUUUCAAUGAGUAGUCAUUAAAGUGAUUAGAUUGAGGUGGAUGGUAAAAUUGAAACUAUCUUUAAAAUGCUUGGCAUUUAAUCUGAUAUGAUUAAUCAAAAAGAUGAGAGUGGAAAUCAGGUUACUUAAAAUGAGUAAAUACUUAAGCAAAAUGUUUCUAAUGAUAAUGAUACAGGUAUGCUUAAGAGGUUCUCAUAAGGAUUUUCUUAAACAUCAAGUAGAUAAUUUCUAGGGUUCGGACCUAUGCUAGACUGCCCAUCAUUGAUCUCAGAACAGACUAAUGAAGAUUAAUCAAGUUCUUAUAACAGCAAACAGAAUAUUGAUAAAAUAUCUCGUUAGCAAGCUUAAUCUAUGAUUGCAAAUUAAAACAAUGACAUCUAGAAUUAACUCGAACUUAUCAAUAAAGAAAUAGCCUCCACAACUCAUAAUCUUAAAUCUAGUUCUCAUGCUUAACUUCCUUCAAGUGCUUCUUAGAAACAAGAAUAGUCAAUCUCUGAAGUGACAGAUCUAGAGAAGUAACUCACUUAAUUGCAGCUAAAGAAGUAGUAGCUGUAAUUUGAGCAUUAAUAGAGAUUGCUUUAAUACACAAGAACAAGUUGCUCAUCAAUUAAAAUUAGAGACUGCUUGGUGAAUUAAAAGCUUCUCAUGAAGUUUCAAAGGAGCAGGAGAUCAAGAUUGAAAAAUUCUUAUCUCUCAUACAAGACUGUAAUUUUGAAUCCACUAAUAUAUUUAGUCAAGUUAAAGAUAUAAGAGAAAGAUGAAAGAGUUGAGAGCUUUAAAAGACGUUAUAAAGAAUGCAAAGGCAAAUACUCAGAUUUGAAAAACAGAAUAGAUGAGAUGCUGAUCAAGAAAAACGAAGAAGCAAAGCAAAAACGUGAAAAGAAAGAUCUUAAAAUUGAAAAUGAAUUUCUUCAGCACUAGAUAUAUACUUUAUAAAAUGAAUUGUCAAUUGAGAAAAGAGAAAAAUUGUAAGCCAACGAAUAUCAGCAGAAAAUAAAGUACUAUGAGGGCAUCAUUGAAGAUUUGUCUUAUGAAAAUGCCAAGCUAACAAAUUCAAAAUCAUCAAUGAAAAGUAUGCUCAUUUAAAUGUAACUUUUCAGAAUAUCUAAGGAGUGCGAAGAUUACAAGCAUAAGUACGAAGUGUCUGAGAAACUGAGAGUCCAACUAAAAGAAUUUUUCUCAAAAAAUAUUUAAAAGCAAGCCGAUUAAGAGCUUAAAGUGUCUAAUUAUGAGUAGAUCAUCAUGUCACAGAGUAUUAGUUAGGAUAAAAGCAAAUUAAAUUUGACUGAGAGUAUAGAUAACAAUAGCAUUGGCUUGAAUCUUAAUCAACAGCAAAAUGACUCAAUAGCAAAUGAAAGAAGUCUAGAUUACUUUACCAGUAAAUAUUUAGAUAAAUACAACUCAAAGACCUCAAAUAUCUCUAAUAAUCAAAACUAAACUGCAAAGUUGAAUAAUUAAAGCUUGGUAUCAUCUACUAACUACUAAGGGAAUGCAAAAACAAGAAAUAACAAUCAAAUGUAUCAAUAAAAUAUUCAAAAUGAGAGUAAGCCCUAGUAAUUAAAGCAAACUAUAACCAAAGAGAGUAAUAAAAUUACUAGUCCUCUAAGGCAAGCUUAGAAUCUUUAUGGGGCUUUCUAAACUCAGACUAGAUUUCAAGAUAAUGAAACAAUCAGUCUUAGAAUUCAGAGCAAGAACUAAAAUAUAAUGAAUCAAAGCCAAGAUGGCUAAAGAAGAGCAGGAGCAGCUCCCAGGACUUAUAAUUAUUAAUUUACAAAUGACAGGCAGGAUAUCAUUAAAGUAGACGACCAAAGAGCAAAUGAAUAAAUAAGGGAUGCAGCCAGCAAAUAGUAGUCUAGAUUCAUAACUGAUGAUGAUGAAGAUAGUGAUGAUAUCUCUAGGGAUGAGCAGUUUAAUGCAAAUGUCCCUGUAUUCUCAUUUAAGCUUUCUUGA
Messenger RNA from Stylonychia lemnae, 2685 nucleotides. The record is from the annotation of a GenBank genome assembly. Lineage: Eukaryota; Ciliophora; Spirotrichea; Sporadotrichida; Oxytrichidae.